AUGGAUACCACCUGUUCCCUCCCAUUUCUCCCCAGCGUCGACCUCACCAACGAGACUUUAGAAUCCGAGGAGAGCCUAACUCGUACUCAGCUGUCGUAUCUGGGAUGCGCUCACUUUACAGCCACCCCAGAGUCGCUGGGCCUUCUCCUCGAAUUCCUGUCGAAAAACAUCUCCAAAAUUGAAUCCUACGUCGACGUUUCCCAGAUUGAAUCCGUCGAUGACGUUCUCUCGAUUUUAAACGCCGGUGCCAAGAAGAUAUUUUGUUUGUCUACGGUAUUCAAAGACUCGGAGUCAUUCGGAGAUCGAGUGGUUCCGAUUCUGCACAAGGGGGACUCUUCGCAGGCAUAUAAAUAUGGAGUCCUGCUCGCUGCCCCGGAUUUGGAACAGGCAGAGGCGGGCUUGAAGAAAUUGGCAACAUGGAAUACUACGCCCAUCUACAUCACAACAGCCUCUACAGACGAAGACGCUAUUAUCGCCCUUGCCAAAGACUACUCAGCCGUGCCUAUUAUUCCUGCCACGAACUUGACAGUUGAGCUAGCUUCCCAGACCAAGAUAUCCAUACCUGCCUUGAUUGCAGGUACAUGGACAUCAGAUAGAGAGGAUAAGCUGGUUCCGACAAUGGUUACGACCGAGGCUGGUAUUGCUCUGGGAUUGGUGUAUAGCGAUCGCCAGAGUGUGGGGCAGUCAUUGAAGAUUGGACAGGGAGUCUACAAGAGCCGAAAGAGAGGUUUGUGGCACAAGGGAGCAACUUCAGGGUCGACGCAGGACUUGGUUCGGAUUUCGUUGGAUUGUGACCAGGAUUGCUUGAGAUUCAUGGUUCGCCAGCAAGGAAGUGGAUUCUGCCACUUGGCUCAGCAAACAUGUUUUGGUGACCUCCGGGGCAUUGCGAAACUGGAGAAGACUUUAGUUUCAAGAAAGGCCUCGGCGCCAGAGGGAUCAUAUACAUCUCGUCUCUUCUCGGAUGAGAAGCUCUUGCGAGCAAAGAUCAUGGAGGAGGCCGAGGAGCUUUGUGAUGCUCAGACCAAGGACGACGUUGCUUUUGAAGCUGCAGACCUGAUCUACUUUGCACUCACAAAGGCUGUUAGUGCUGGUGUCAGUGUUGCUGACAUCGAACGUAACCUCGAUCUCAAGAGCGUAAAAGUCAAGAGAAGACAGGGAGAUGCCAAGGGGAAGUGGGCCGAGAAGGAGGGUAUUACCAACGGUGUCAAACCGGCUGAGGCAAAGGCAAUUCUCAACGAGGCUGCUUCUGUACCCAAGUCGAAAGAUGACCCGGCUGGCCUCGAGAAUGGUCGAAUCUCAAUGAGACGCUUCCAUGCUGCAACAACAUCACCCGAGGACCUCCGAGCUGUUCUGCAACGACCUUCACAGCGAUCCACAGAGACUAUCAUGGGCAUCGUCAACCCGAUUAUCAAGGGCGUUCAAGCAGGCGGAGACAAAGCUCUUCUCGAGUACACUCACAAGUUCGAAAAGGCUACAUCUCUCACCUCUCCAGUUCUCAAGGCUCCAUUCCCACAAGCACUCAUGAAUCUACCAGCCGAGACCAUCGAGGCUAUCGAUAUCUCGUUUGAGAAUAUUCGCAAGUUCCACGCCGCCCAAAAGGAGGACAAGCCACUGCAAGUUGAGACCAUGCCAGGUAUCAUCUGCAGUCGAUUUGCCCGUCCCAUUGAGCGCGUUGGUCUGUACGUGCCUGGAGGAACUGCCGUCUUACCAUCAACUGCACUCAUGCUGGGUGUCCCGGCUAUGGUCGCAGGGUGCAAGACCAUCGUCCUCGCAUCCCCGCCUCGAGCCGAUGGUAGCAUCACCCCUGAAAUCGUCUACGUGGCCCACAAAGUCGGCGCCGAAGCCAUCGUCCUCGCGGGUGGUGCCCAAGCUGUCGCAGCCAUGGCCUAUGGUACCGAAUCUGUACCCAAGGUCGACAAGAUCCUCGGACCAGGAAACCAGUUCGUCACCGCGGCCAAGAUGUUCGUUUCUAACGACACAAACGCAGGUGUUAGUAUUGAUAUGCCAGCCGGUCCAUCCGAAGUGCUGGUCAUCGCCGACAAGGAAGCUAACCCUGCAUUCGUGGCAUCUGACCUCCUCUCUCAAGCUGAGCACGGUGUAGACAGCCAAGUGGUACUUAUUGCCAUUGACCUCUCCGAGAAGGAACUGGCCGCUAUUGAAGAUGAGCUGCACAACCAAGCCAUGGCUCUUCCCCGCGUGGAUCUCGUUCGCGGCGCAAUUGAGCACUCGGUUACAUUGGUGGUGAAGGACAUGAAGGAAGCAAUGGAACUUAGCAACGACUACGCACCUGAGCAUCUCAUCCUGCAAGUCAAGAACGCUCAGAGUGUAGUUGACAUGGUACAAAAUGCCGGAUCUGUCUUCAUCGGCGAGUGGACGCCAGAAAGUGUGGGCGAUUACUCUGCUGGUGUCAAUCACUCUUUGCCAACAUACGGCUACGCAAAGCAGUACUCCGGGGUCAACCUUGGCUCCUUCACUAAGCACAUUACCAGCGCCAACCUCACGGCUCAAGGCCUGCGUAAUGUCGGCGGUGCGGUGAUGCAGCUCGCCAAGGUCGAAGAGUUGGAAGCACACAGGCGUGCAGUAAGUAUUCGAUUGAGGUGGAUGGAUGAGAACAAGAUUUGA
This is a messenger RNA of Drepanopeziza brunnea f. sp. 'multigermtubi' MB_m1, 2622 nucleotides long. RefSeq lists its product as uncharacterized. The record is from RefSeq and is a predicted model, not a curated record. Gene Ontology annotation, cellular component: cytosol; cytoplasm. Lineage: Eukaryota; Fungi; Ascomycota; Leotiomycetes; Helotiales; Drepanopezizaceae. Gene Ontology annotation, biological process: L-histidine biosynthetic process. Gene Ontology annotation, molecular function: phosphoribosyl-ATP diphosphatase activity; metal ion binding; histidinol dehydrogenase activity.